Messenger RNA from Psilocybe cubensis, 591 nucleotides. RefSeq lists its product as uncharacterized. Lineage: Eukaryota; Fungi; Basidiomycota; Agaricomycetes; Agaricales; Agrocybaceae. The transcript has 2 exons. The record is from RefSeq and is a predicted model, not a curated record. The coding region runs from base 1 to 591 and encodes 196 amino acids.
AUGCCUGUCAUUCCACCUACCCUGGCUCCUCCCCCUAUGCCUGUUAUUCCAGAUACCCUGGAUCCUCCACCUAUGCCUGUCAUCCGGGAUGAUGUGGCUCCGCCGUUGAUGGCAGCACAUGUUUCAUACACGUCUGUCGUCGACAAAAUCAUUAUGGACUCUCGUCCAGCUAUUUCCUCUGAGAGGAAGCAAGGUCGCUAUUCUCCACCCCCUGAAGCAUGCCACCUGCUCCUUCAAAACCCUUAUUUUCGAACCUACGGCAGGUUUGAUCCCAUGGGCGGCUACCCCGGUUCGCCUCCCACCCAGUCUGACAUUGAGUUCGAGGAUGUGACAGAUCAGACGGCAUAUUUUAACCCUCCUUUUCUAUAUAAUUAUACCGAGCAGCAGCUACGGGCAACAUACGACCAAAUAAUCGACAGUUCCGUCGGCGACAAUAGUUAUGACAGCAAGGUCACAACGUUUAAGAACCUCCGCCUGCAUCAGCUGCAGUCAGAAAUUCUGACUUAUAAUGCGCUGGAGGAAAUUGACGCUGGGCUGGCAGGGAUUGAAUCGAGUUUGGAAAAGCAUUUGUAUACCGGUAGAGAUGAAUAA